AUGACCAUUCCUCAGGGUACAAAAGUGAAUAACUUGAAUCUGCGUGUGCUAUUUAAACCCAUUUCUUCGUGGAUUUUGAGAAUUCCAGACAAAAAACACGUGGGAGCUUCUAACGGGUUAAAAAUAGGAGGCAGCUGCAAUUUUCCACCGGUCGAGUCGAUCGUUUCUUGGAAGAAGAAAACUAGGGUAGCUCUCUCAUUCCAGUGUUUUUUCACGCAUUUUCUGGCACACAGUGAAGGAGAGAAGAAGAAAAAAUGGUGGAGGCAAAAAACAAGGUGUCAUCAGACCAUUGGUGGUUUGAAAGUCACAACAAGAGUAGCUCAAAUCGAUCUCCAUGGGCUUCAAUCCACACUUGCAGGGCUUGAUGAGAAAACGAGAACAAUGCUGAAACUAGUCGAGGAAGAUGCAGAUUUCUUCGCCAAACGUGCAGAAAUGUACUACAAGAGAAGACCAGAACUCGUUAACACAGUCGAAGAUCUUUAUCAAGCCCAGCGCUCACUAGCUGAGGGAUAUGAUCAGGUCAAGUCUGAAUCUGGAACCCGCCUUGUAACAACACCAUGGUCAUCUCCGUUAUCUAUUAACAAAUCUCUACUUGAGAAGUCUAUAAGCUUGUGUGACAAAGCAUAUGAUAGCUACUCAGAGACUUAUGGACCAGAGGAAUCGGAUGAGUCCGAGGUUGACGAUCCAGAAGAAGUUUAAACAGUACAAGAUAAUGACGUAAUUGAAAAAACGGAACUGAUGAAGCUGAAAGAAGAAUUGAAGAGACUCAGAGAAGGGAACGAGGUUCUCAAGGAGCAGCUACUGCAAAAGGAAGAUGAGAAACUGGAAGUCAUUAGACAACUGAGUUUUGCCAUGGAUUUGCUGAGGGAGGAAAAUGUCAGGCUGAGGAAGAAUUGUAACGCUUUAAACAUGCCAAAGAAAGAAAAGCCCCAAUUCAACAGGUCUAAUGACAGUUUCUUGGGAAGGUUGUUCCAUGGAUUUCUACCAUUGCAGGCAUUAUAUAGUUGCUCUUUAGAGUCUUGAUAUGAAUCUACGCCAUUCGGCAGUAUGUAUUGAUAUAUAGUAUGUGGUGUGUAAGGAUUUAUAUCGGUCAUAGGAUUUUUUUCUGAACUAAAACAUAGUAGUGUGUUUUUCUAUUACCAUUCAUUCAUUUAUUGGCCUUUUUGCCACAUUUUCAUCCAA
Molecule: messenger RNA, 1182 nt
Organism: Olea europaea var. sylvestris
Lineage: Eukaryota; Viridiplantae; Streptophyta; Magnoliopsida; Lamiales; Oleaceae
Product: protein NETWORKED 3C-like
Exons: 4
Coding region: 1-699 (232 amino acids)
Cellular component (GO): vacuolar membrane
Molecular function (GO): actin binding
Source: RefSeq, a predicted model, not a curated record